This is a messenger RNA of Blepharisma stoltei, 924 nucleotides long. Lineage: Eukaryota; Ciliophora; Heterotrichea; Heterotrichida; Blepharismidae. The record is from the annotation of a GenBank genome assembly.
AUGCUUGAUUGAAUAGAAUUACUUUGCUUUAUAGCAGGGGUUUGGACUGUCUUAAAAAUCACCCUUGAGCUUUUUACAGUUAUAAAAAGUCUCAAAUCAAAAGUAAACUAUUCAUCAUAUGGUCUUAAUAGCUGGGCUUUAAUUACAGCACCUACAGAUGGCUUGGGUUUAGGCUUUGCAGAAUUUUUAGCUUCACAAGGUUUCAAUAUAGUUUUAGUUGGGCGAAAUCCAGUGAAGCUCCAGUCAGUUUCUAAACUUCUCCAAGAAAAAUUUCCAAUUACUACCAAAUUUAUUGUAAAGGACUUCUUUGACUCAGCUAAAAACCCUCAAGAAUUCUUUAAUGAUAUCAAAGCACAAACUCGAGGCUUAGAUAUCAGCAUUCUUGUCAAUAAUAUAGGUUUCGGCUCUGGAGGAAAAUAUUUUGCUGUCAUGACUGAAGAAGAGGUCUUGCAUUCAAACGCAAUGAAUAUUUGGCCAGUUGCAUUUCUUACAAGACUUUAUUUGCCAGAUAUGAUUUUACGUAAGAGUAGUAGUGCUAUUAUUAAUUUAAGUUCUAUAGCAAGCACGUUUCCUAUGCCUGGCUCAGGGAUCUAUUCAGCUGACAAGAGUUUUGACAAUUUAUUUUCUUUAAUUGUUGCUGAAGAAGCCAAAUACUUAAUGAAAGGAAAAGGUUCGAAAAUAGAUGUGCUGAGUGUAAGGCCUGGUUUUGUAGACACUCCUAUGACCAAAUCUUUAUCAUUCAGACCACUCUUAACAAGUGUCAACGAAUCCAUUGAACCUAUAUGUAGAGCUCUAGGUAGUGUAAAUUACACAUAUGGCCAUUGGAAACAUACACUUCUUGGUUUAUAUACAAACCUUACCAAGGAUAUAGCACCUUAUGCUGUUAUGAAUGAAACCAUAAAUAGCAAUAUAAUUAAAAAAUAG